AUGCUAAUACCAACAUCAUUAGACAGUAUAACAACAGCACAGCACAACACAUCAACACUGCAACAUCACACAACACUACAACACAAUACCAACACACAACGCAACACCACAAAACAGCGUCACAAUACAACACAACAAUGCCACAACACAACACCUCAAAACAACGCCACAACAAAGCAACAUCGUCGCACAACACCUCAGCGCCACAACACAACACAACACUACAAUAUCGCACAACACCAUCUCACAACACAUCAACACAACACCACCUCACAACACGCCAACACCACUAAUCAACAUCACAACACACUAACACAUAAGCGCUACAGCAAAUCAACACCACCUCACAACACAUCAACGCCACAACAUAAUACAUUACGACACAACACAUCAAUGCUAAAACACGAUACCACGACACAACACCACCAUUACACAACGCAUCAAUAUCACCAGCACAACGUACCCACACGCCCACACAAUACACCAACACUCCUCUAUAUCACUGCAACUCCAGCACAACACAAUACUAGCACAUAA
Molecule: messenger RNA, 537 nt
Organism: Octopus sinensis (East Asian common octopus)
Lineage: Eukaryota; Metazoa; Mollusca; Cephalopoda; Octopoda; Octopodidae
Product: histidine-rich glycoprotein-like
Exons: 1
Coding region: 1-537 (178 amino acids)
Source: RefSeq, a predicted model, not a curated record